AUGGCGCAGGAUGUUCUUAGAUGUGAAUUAUGCUUAAACGUUGAAUUCAAAUCGGAAGCAGACGCUUUUUGUAACACUUGUAAUGUGAAUCUGUGUGAGACCUGUGUCGGUCAUCAUAUCAUAUCGAUGCCUUCAUUGAAGCAUAAUGUAAUGACUCUUUCAAGUCGAAAAUGUGAUUUCAAAAUCCCUGUUUGUUCUCAUCAUUCAAGGCAAAAUUGUGAGCUCUACUGUCAAAAUUGUGUAUCCCCUGUUUGUGUUGAAUGCAUAGCAUCUGGGUCACAUAAAUUUCAUGAUAUUGAGGAAAUCAACGAGGUAUAUAAAUCUAAAAGACUAAAUGCAGAGAAAGAUAAAUUUGAAUUACAAAAUUGCAUAUUACCAAAGUUUGACUCUAUCAUUGCUGAAAUUGAAUGCCUGAAUCAAGGACUUAGAGAACAGCAUACGAAUCGAAAAGUAGCAAUCACACAAUGUGGAAAAACUGCACAUGAAGUUCUGGAUAAAGUGAUUGAGAAAUAUUUAACAGAGGCAGACACGCUUGAAUUAGAAGAUAUCAAAUCGGUAGCAAUACUAAGGCAUGUUUUUCAUCAUUUGAAAUUAAAAAUAGAGUCAGAAUUAAACGGUCUGCAAAAUAUUAUGUUGGCAAGAGAUUUCAGCAAAUUGCAGUGCUACUCAUCAAAAGUUGAAGAACUAAGAAUAGUACCAUCUCGUUUUCAGUUAAAAGUACCUGCCUUUCAAAUGUGCAUGCUUUCUGAAGAUAAACUUCUUAAAGAAAUCGGAAGUCUAUCACCGUCUCUUAAAACUGUUAUUCCAACGGAGGCCCUUAAAUGUAAUCAUGAACUAAAAUUAUUUGAUAAAAAUGUUGGAAAAAAAUUUUGCCAAAUUCCAAAAUUACUUGCUGUUAUUGAUACUGGUUUCCAACACACUCUCAGAGAACAUUGUUCCAGAACAUUUGACAAGUUUUAUGUCAGUGGGGAUGCAGAAUUUAUCAGACUUCUAACAUUCAAAGGUGAUAUUUCGGAAACGCUGACGACAAUGACCUGCAACAUCGUUACGGAUAUAACGGUAACUAAAGAUAAUGCCUUGGUUUACGCUGAUGGUAGAGAUCGCACCGUAAAUCUUGUUAAAGAUAAAAAAGCUGAAUGUAUCAUAAAACUAAAAGACUGGAAGCCAUGGUCAGUAACAAGUACAUCGAAUAAUGAACUUCUGGUAUCCAUGUGGACGGACAGUUUCAAAGAUAGCAAAGUUGUUCGUUUUUCAGGUUCUCUAGCAAUUCAGGAAAUUCAAUUUAGAGAAGAUGGAAAACCUUUAUAUCAUUAUCCUGCUUUUGUGGAAGAAAACGUCAAUUUAGACGUGAUAGUGUCUGACAUAAAUGAAAAUUGUAUCGUCGUUACAGAUAAACUGGGAAAGCUAAAGUUUGUUUACGAAGGGAAAUUUAAAUCCCAAAGGUUCCCAGAAUUUCAUCCCUUUGGUUUAGCUACUGACCGUAUCGGUAACAUUCUCAUUGCAGACAGUGAUAACCACGUUAUACAUAUCAUCGACAAAAAUGGGAUUUUCAUAAAAUACUUAGAUGGCUUUAAUUUGAAAGAGCCAUAUGACAUAAGUAUCAAUGACAAUGACAAUCUUAUUGUUGUGGAAUACAAAACAGGAAAACCUAAAAUUCUCAAGUACAUCGAGUAUGCGUAA
Saccostrea cuccullata (small rock oyster) is the source of this 1680-nucleotide messenger RNA. RefSeq lists its product as uncharacterized. Gene Ontology annotation, molecular function: zinc ion binding; ubiquitin protein ligase activity. The transcript has a single exon. The record is from RefSeq and is a predicted model, not a curated record. The coding region runs from base 1 to 1680 and encodes 559 amino acids. NCBI's taxonomy places the organism in Eukaryota, Metazoa, Mollusca, Bivalvia, Ostreida, Ostreidae.